Messenger RNA from Amphimedon queenslandica, 2021 nucleotides. RefSeq names its product jerky protein homolog. Gene Ontology annotation, cellular component: nucleus. NCBI's taxonomy places the organism in Eukaryota, Metazoa, Porifera, Demospongiae, Haplosclerida, Niphatidae. Bases 536 to 1864 code for a protein of 442 amino acids. Gene Ontology annotation, molecular function: DNA binding. The record is from RefSeq and is a predicted model, not a curated record. The transcript has 3 exons.
AUCAUUAUAUUAUUAUACAAUUUUAGUCAAUUUUGCAUUAUUAAACAUACUGUUUUGAUCUGAUAGCAAAAUGCAUUUAAUAAGUAGAGGAUGAAUGAAGAAAAACAAAACAAAUUAAUGAUAAAAACUGAUUUGAAAUGAGUUUUAGCUAUGAUUCCUUCUUCAUACUUCUGGUAGCCAUGUUCUUGGGGUGUGUCUAUCACGUGAAAUUAACACGUGGAUGCAUCCGGUCAUAUGAUCAGCUCCACUAAUUACAUUCCAGCAUGCAACAAAAAAGCCUUGAGUGUCUCCAGACCCUUCCUCCAAAAGCGAAGGGGCGGGGCACGAGACUAGCUUUGUUCGAAGAAUAGUUUUGUACCACCAGAACUUUAGUACUGACUGUCUUCUUCAAAUACCUCUUUAAUUAUCAUUAUCGGUCACACCCAUCUUCAUUAAUUGCUGCAACAAAGCACGAGGCUCCUUGUUUGUAUUUUUGUUUGGACUCAUUGAAUCUCUCAGCUGCCUUUUCUUAUCAUAAAUACUACCUCUAUUGAAUAUGGCGACACGCCCAUGUACAUACUCUACAUGGCCUGAAAUAAGCAUGACGAAUGCUAUCAAAGCUGUUGAAGAAGAGGGGUUGACAGUUAGACUUGCAGCGGAGCUAUAUGGCAUUCCCAAAUCAACACUUUAUGACAGGAUCAGGGGAAAUGUUCAACAUGGAACUAAACCUGGCCCAGUGCCGUAUCUUACAAAAGAAGAAGAGGUUAUUUUGGCUAAGUUUUUAAUCAAAUGUUCUCAGAUUGGAUUUCCCCGCACAGUUUCAGAAGUUCUUGCACUAGUAAGACAAACAAUUCAGUCAAAGGGUUUAAGUGACAUCUCAAUUUCUUAUGGAUGGUGGCAGAAAUUUUGUAGCAGGCACAGUGAAUUAUCACUUCGUACUGCUGUACCUUUAAGUCUUUCGAGAGCCAUGGCCACUGAUAAUAGUGUCAUACAAAAGUAUUUUGAUAUACUUGAAGACACACUUAAAGAAAAUUCUCUAUUCAACAAUCCAACUCGCAUAUUCAACUGUGAUGAAACAGGACUCCCAUUGAAUCCUAAAUCUUUGAAAGUUGUGAGUGGUCGUGGAGCUAAGAAUGUCAGUCAAAUCACUGGAGAAGGGAAGUCUCAAAUCACAGUUCUGGCAUGCACUUGUGCAGCUGGAGUACCGUUGCCUCCAUUUGUAAUAUUUGAUUGUAAGACCUUUAAUGAUCAGCUAAUGGUAGGAGAAAUACCAGGUACACUUUACGGCUCAUCUCCAAAUGGAUGGAUCAGUAGAGAGCUGUUUUUGUACUGGUUUCGUAAGCUGUUUUUAACGAGUGUUCCUAGCGUACGUCCUCUCCUUCUCCUGAUGGAUGGUCAUUCUACUCAUUAUGGUCCUGACCUUAUCAAGAUAGCAGCUGAAGAGCAAAUUUUAAUAUUUGUAUUGCCACCCAAUACCACUCAUUUAACACAGCCACUUGACAAAGGGUGUUUUGGGCCAUUAAAAACUGCUUGGAAGGCUGUGUGUCAUGAGUUCUGCACUAAAAACCCUGGUUGUGUGGUAACCAGAUACAAUUUCUCUGUAUUAUUUGCUGAUGCAUGGAGAAGGUCAAUGACACAGAGAAACAUUGCAAGUGGCUUUGAAGUAACCGGCAUAUGUCCUUUCAACAGAAAUGCUAUUAAAACUGGCAAUGACAAGCAAGAAACCAUCAGCCGUUCACUGUUAGACCAGACUGGUCUAGCAUACAUACCGCUCUAUAGUCCAGACAUAAAGAGAACGAGGGAUCAUGAUUCUUCAUUCAAUUCUAGUCUCUUGGAGAGAUCACUUUCAGAGAAUGAUUUAUCGCAAGCUGUCACUCCAAUGUGAAGAGUAAUGCCUAUAGAGUCUUUUCUGAAAACUCCUAGUCAUCCCAGUAGCAAGCCCACCCUGAAGCCUAAAUCAUGCGGAAGAGUAUUGACUAGUGUUGAAUUCAUGACAUGUAUAGAGGAAAAGGAAAGAAUGAAGCAGGAAGCCUUGAAGGAGA